AGAAGCGUGCGCUUUCCUAUAAAAGGAAGAACAGGAAGAAGAGAGGACGACGCUCCUUUUUCAAGUCUCUCUUUUCUGCACCAAACUCAUCGGCAAGCCCUAAAUCCCAUCACCCCCAGCUCCUUUUCCCAAUUACGAUGGCGGUCACUUCCCAGGAGGCCAUCCAGCAGCUGGCAGCUCUCAUGGAGCAAGUGGAUGAGCUGCUCAAGGUUACGUUUAAGAAUAUGCACCAGGGAUACCCAACGGCGACACUCGUGCGCUUUCUUAAGGCUAGAGAAUGGAGUGUUUCCAAAGCACAUAAGAUGCUGAUGGAUUGCUUAAAUUGGAGGAUACAAAAUCAUAUUGAUGACAUCUUGUGUACGCCUAUAAUUCCAGCAGAUUUGUACAGAGGGAUUCGAGAUUCACAGCUUGUAGGAUUGUCAGGCUACACGAAAGAGGGCCUUCCUGUUUUUGCACUUGGUGUUGGACUCAGCACAUUUGACAAAGCAUCGGUAAAUUAUUACGUGCAGUCACACAUUCAAAUUAAUGAAUACAGGGAUCGGGUAAUAUUGCCUGCGGCAACUAAAAAGUAUGGCCGGCAUAUCGGAAAGUGUGUGAAAGUUCUAGAUAUGACUGGUCUGAGGCUUUCAGCACUAAGCCAUCUCAAGAUAUUGACGAUGAUCUCUACUAUCGAUGACCUAAAUUAUCCAGAGAAGACACAAACUUACUAUGUAGUUAAUUCGCCAUAUGUGUUCACAGCUUGCUGGAAGGUUGUGAAGCCUCUCCUGCAAGAGCGAACCAGAAAAAAGGUACAAGUACUCCAUGGUUGUGGCAAAGAUGAGUUGUUGAAGAUUAUGGACUAUGCUUCUCUUCCUCAUUUCUGUAAAAGUGAAAGAAAUGGCAGCUCCUCUCGAGUCUCUUCUGCUGGAGCUGGUGACUGCUACUCCUUGGACCAUCCCUUCCACCAACAGCUAUACAGCUACAUCAAGAACAAUGCACCGAACCAGGGGUAUGCCUUACUACCAAAGCAAGGUUCCUUGCAUGUAGAUGUACCCACAGGAGACACAGAGGGAACAAAGAUCACCGGGAUGAUGCAGUCCAAGCUCCAUUUGAUUGGAGAUGACAGCAAGCUUGCUUCCUCGUUGAGUGUUCUUCACGUCGAUGUUGUGUAAAGAUGCAACCGGUUGAAGAAGCUUUCUCAAGCAGCACAAAGAUGUUCAGUGAUUUUAACUAAGGUUAUCUAUAUUAAUUAACAAGUUCUUCAAUCUCUUAUCUUGUGGAAAAGGAACGUGAAUGUACCAAACCAUGUAGCUUUAUGUUCUAUUUAAGGAGGAAUGCGAAGAAGCAUCAAAGUACCAGUGUUUAGCAUU
Molecule: messenger RNA, 1349 nt
Organism: Zingiber officinale
Lineage: Eukaryota; Viridiplantae; Streptophyta; Magnoliopsida; Zingiberales; Zingiberaceae
Product: phosphatidylinositol/phosphatidylcholine transfer protein SFH1-like
Exons: 11
Coding region: 138-1151 (337 amino acids)
Source: RefSeq, a predicted model, not a curated record